Messenger RNA from Oryctolagus cuniculus (rabbit), 4256 nucleotides. Lineage: Eukaryota; Metazoa; Chordata; Mammalia; Lagomorpha; Leporidae. The record is from RefSeq and is a predicted model, not a curated record.
UUUCAAAGCACGCUAGAGGGCCCGCUCGAAGCAGACGCCGCGCAAGUCGAUGGGCGGCAAGGCCCGCGCAAGCAGCUGGCCACCAAGGCGGCCCGCAAGAGCGCGGCGGCCACAGGCGGCGUCAAGAAGCCGCACCGCUACCGGCCGGGCACCGUGGUGCUGCAUGAGAUCCGGCGCUACCAGAAGUCCACCGAGCUGCUGAUCCGCAAGCUGCCGUUCCAGUGGCUGGCGCGCGAGAUCGCGCAGGACUUCAAGACAGACCUAGGCUUCCAGACCUCGGCCGUCAUGGCUCUGCAGGGGGCGAGCGAGGCCCACCUGCUGGGUCUGUUCGAGGACACGAACCUGUGCGCCAUCCAUGCCAAGCGCGUCGGCAUCACGCACAAGGACAUCCAGCUGGCCCGCCGCAUCCGCGGAGAGUGGGCUUAGGCAGCGCGCCCUCCUCUCCGGUUUCCAUCCUCGGCCCAAAGGCUCUUUUCAGAGCCAUUAAAAAAAAAAAAAAAAAGCAUGCUAGAAAGCUGUAGUAAUUAAAACAGCAUGGUAGUGGUAUAAAUCUAGCACAUAGCUCAGUGGAACAGAAUAGAGAGCUCAGAGAUUAAUCUGUAACAAAGGUGCCAAUAGCAUACAUUGUAGAAAGGACAGUGUUUCCAUAAAUGGUGAUGACAAACUGGAGGUACUUAUGUAGAAGAAUGGAUUUAGAUCCCUACCUCUCAUUAUACACAAAAAUCUACUUCCUCAGCAGAAGUGGUUGCAGCGUAUCACACUGCCUCGUGAGCUUUCAUCUCUUGCCUGUGUUUGCUCAGGUCCUUCUCCCCUUUGUGGGUCUUUGUCCGUCAGCACUGUUGGAGUCUGCAUAGAAUUAUGCUUUGCUUUGCAGGGCUUCCCUGUUUAGAUCUUUCAUUCCCCUCUGUUUUUCAGCUCUUUCAUUCCCCACUCUGUCUAGCUCCAGAAUCUCACAAAUGUGCUGAAGGGUAGACCCCCACCUGUGUGCUUGAUUCUCCUGAGAGUCCAGUUUUGUCACCCUAGCCACCUGAUACCUCCACCACCUCUGCCAAGGUAUUGAACCCCAACUACAGCCUGCUACCUGAGCCAUGCCAGGAUUCUUAGCCUGUAACCUUUUGAAGAAAGUGCACCUCAAAAUAUUAGCUGGCCUCUGAAAGUCAGCUUCUUCAGUCUCUUGUCACUCUCAAAUACUUUAUUUUAAAAAGGAUUUUUGUAUUUUAUCUGGUCUUUCUUAUCAUCAAAUGACCAGCCAUUCCAGUUUGGUUGGGAAAGAGGGAUUUCUGGAAUUUAAGACUUUCAGGACCAAAGUUGAGACAAUCCUUUGAAUAUCAGGACUGAUCACCUGAUCUGCAAGAGGGUGGACUUCUACAAAGCUCUUUAACCUACUCAGAAUUCAAAGUUUGGUUAGUAUGAAGUAAAUAUCCUCAAAAGCAUUACAAAAAUCAUAUUCUUGGGCAAUGGAAAAGACUAGUAAUUAUUAAUCCCCAUCAAGUGAUAUCAAGUUCAACAAAACAAUUAUCUCCAAUGAGGGUGAUCAAUGAAAAUAAAAGGUGUAUAAAAAUAGAGCAAAUAAAAGUAUAAUAGGAGAAUUGCUGACUUCAAUCUCAUCCUUAAAUUAACUUGAGAGAUCAGUAGAAGUUGUGAGUUUUUUCUGUUUUGUAGAAAGAAGUGAGGAAUGAAGACUCACAUAAUGCAUCCAUGAAGCUCUGCCUUGCACAGAUACUGUACUCGAUACUGAACAUUAUCCAGUGUGAGAAAUACAUAAGAGAGUGAGGGCUCCAGCUAAGGGAGGGAAAAAAAAGUCUAGAAAUUAAGUUGGGGUCCAUACCAAGCAGAGAGCAGGCCAGGAGCCACGUGCUGCAAACAUUUGGUUAUGAGCAGCCAAAAGCAGUUUAUCACGGGUAGUGGAGCAAAGGCAGAGAGUGAUUUUGGGGUGCUCCUCGUCUUUUAUAUGCUUUCUAAAGGGGAGUGGUUACACAGUAAGAUGGGCAGGUGGGCUUUCAGGUGAACUCAGGUAGGGGCACAUCACACAGGGGGCGUGGUGUAGAGUGUGGUCUCCAGCUUACAGACCUAAUAGGUUUUAUUCUAUCUGCCUGCCUAUAACAUCCCCCCUUCAGAAACUCCAGACCUUAAUCUUAAGGGAUGUUGAAGGGUGUAGAAUCAUCAUAUCUUCUGUAGCUGCUUCAUGCUUAUUAGGGGCAUAGGCCCUGCCUUGUCCUUUGUCCGGAACUCUCUGCCUAUUUCAUUUAAUAAAUUAGUUUUGUGAGCUGACGUGCUUUCAGUCACCACCAAUGUCUGUGUCCCCUGCAUGGCCAUAAUUACUCUCAGAAGUCAGGUUCUGAAACAUGUAAGUUUGUCAAUCAACAUGAGCAGAAUUGGAAUAAAGCUAAUUGUGAAUGGUGUCACCCUUAAGAUAGAAAGAGAACAUCUUGCCAUCUCCCAGAUAGUGGGUAGUGAUAGGCUAUGUAGAUUAUAAAACCAUUGUUCUAUUAAUAUGUAUUCUAAGGCCUAUCUAUUGUCCAUAACUACCUUGGACAGGGAGUCCAUUGACUAAUGAGAACAGUUGUUUCAAUGCAUCUUAUUGUGUGCUAAACCUUUCCUUAAGGGAUAAUUUUUUCUGCAUCCUACUAAACCCAGAAUCUGGGAAAGUGAGGAUACAGAAUUUCCCAAACAAAGCUCAGGUUUCUUUUUUUUUAAACUUUUAUUUAAUAAAUAAAAAUUUCCAAAGUACAACUUUUGGAUUACACUGGCUUUUUCCCCCCAUAACCUCCCUCUCACCCUCAAUCAUCCCAUUUCCUACUCCCUCUCCCAUCCGAUUCACAUCAAGAUUCAUUUUCAAUUAUCUUUUUAUACAGAAGAUCAACUUAGUAUAUACUAAGUAAAGCAGUUUGCACCCACACAGAUACACAAAGUGUAAAGUACUGUUUAAGUACUAGUUAUACCGUUAAUUCACAUAGUACAACACAUUAAGGACAGAUAUCCUACAUGGGGAGAAAGUGCACAGUGACUCCUGUUGUUGAUUUAACAAUUGACAGUCUUGUUUAUGGUGUCAAAAUCACCCGAGGCUCUUGUCAUGAGUUGCCAAGGCUAUGGAAGCCUUUUGAAUUCACCGACUCCAAUCUUAUUUAGACAAGGUCAUAGUCAAAGUGGAAGUUCUCUCCUCCCUUCAGAGAAAGGUACCUCCUUCUUUGAUGGCCCGUUCUUUCUGCCAGGAUCUCACAGAGAUCUUUAAUUUAGGUCGCUUUUUUGUUGUUUUUUUUUUUUGUUUGUUUCUUUUUGCAACAGUGUCUUGGUUUUCCAUGCCUGAAAUACUUUCAUGGGCUUUUCAGCCAGAUCUGAAUGCCUUAAGGGCUGAUUCUGAGGCCAGAGUGCUGUUUAGGACAUCUGCCAUUCUAUGAGUCUGCUGUGUAUCCCAAUUCCCAUGUUGGAUCAUUCUCUCCUUAAUUCUAUCAGUUAGUAUUAGCAGACACUAGUCUUGUUUAUGUGAUCCCUUUGACUCUUAGACCUAUCAUUAUGAUCAAUUGUGAGCAGAAAUUGAUCACUUGGACUAGUGAGAUGGCAUUGGUACAUGCCACCUUGAUGGGAUUGAAUUGGAAUCCCCUGGCACGUUUCUAACUCUACUGUUUGGGGCAAGUCUGAUUGAAAGCUCAGGUUUCUAAACUAGAGGUAGAUUACCUGGGAUAUGUUCUAACUCCAGGGAAGUGUGUUCUUUCAGUCAAUAGAAAGGAAGCUAUUCUCUCUCUCUCUCUCUCUCUCUCUCUCUAUCUAUCUAUCUAUAUAUAUAUAUAUAUUAAGGCAGCUAAGGCUAUUUCUGGGAAUGGCAAGAUCCUGUGGAAUUUGGAUUCCAAGCUUUUGUAUGAAGUUUUAAAAAGCUCUGAUGCAGACACUGUGCUGGAUAGGGAAGCUACAAUAGCUGUCCCAAAGAAUUAAGGCACUUCUAACAGAAGCUCCAACAUCGGGAAUCAGUGAUGGCAGGAUUUUAUGGAAUAUGGAUUCCAGGAUUUAGAUUCUAAGAUUUGUAUGUGCUUUAAAAGACCCUGACACAGACACACUGUGCUUGACAGGGGAGCUACCAAAGGUGUUCCAAAGAAUUAAAGAGCUUUUAACAAAGGCUCCAAUAUUAGGAAUUCCUGAACAAGCCAUUCACAGAGAGAUCCUCUUCAGAUCAGUUGCAGCUUAAAUGGAAGUGACCUUACCAGGUGCUACUGAGCAUGAAUACCUCAGUGAAAUUAGGAUUCAACUUCUACCUCUUGAAU